Messenger RNA from Perkinsus marinus ATCC 50983, 162 nucleotides. RefSeq lists its product as hypothetical. The transcript has a single exon. Lineage: Eukaryota; Perkinsozoa; Perkinsida; Perkinsidae. The annotation marks the transcript as partial. The record is from RefSeq and is a predicted model, not a curated record.
AUGUCGCUCAACGAUGACGGUUCCACCUUGUCGUCAUCCCAGAACUUAGCCCUGGGAAUCGGCAUCAACGUGUUCGGUGCAAUCAUGACCAAUUUGGGUACGGUACUGAUGAAAUUCCAUACAGAGCAGAGGAAAGGCAUCGGACCCUACCUCAGAAUUGGG